Mycena citricolor is the source of this 3732-nucleotide messenger RNA. The record is from the annotation of a GenBank genome assembly. Lineage: Eukaryota; Fungi; Basidiomycota; Agaricomycetes; Agaricales; Mycenaceae.
CACGGACAGUGACUCUGUCCUACACCAGAUGUGAAGGCUCUAACGGCUGGACAUAGCCUUUCUCGACUCUCUGUUGAACGUCCGGAUUGAAUAGAUCUGCAUUGCUCGAUCGACGGCCACUCAGAAACUUGGAAAUGUCCCGCUGCAUUUCCACCAAGACUUCACACCAUCUCUCCGUUGACGGCACUUUCGAUGCACUCUGACGGUCCCACCGUCUCUAGGAAGUGUCGAAAUACGGCUUAGAAAAGGAUGGAUGAAAGAACAGGGGAAGGAGGGACUCAUCCGCGUCCGUCCCGCGUUGGCCCCUUACUCUCGCACCCGCGGCGGAUUCGUUCUUUGGCUCUCACUACCCGCCUCAAAUAUGGCUGCGCCUGAUUCACUUCUCAGUAUGAUUAAUUUCCUGGGACUGGGACUGAGCAUAGCAGCUUCGGUGAUGACACUGCCGCUGCUGUAUGCGCUCUGCUACCUGUUCUGGCACCUCGGGUGUACAGAUUGCACAUGAAUCGAGUCAGCCUGAGGCUUUUGUCUUAUGCAUUGAUAGCGUAGCGAGUCUCCUCAGGCUCAUGGUUGGCAUCAGAUUGACGGACUGAGAACAGUUUAGUAUGUGGCGUCACAAUGUGUGUCUCAUCCAGCAUCACUCGACCUGGUCCUUUCUGCACUUUAUCCGCGUUCUUGAUGACCGCUGGCUUGCUCUUUUCAUGCAACAUGCUCUACUGCAUGGCUCUCAAUCUGCACUUGUUCUGGUACACCAUCUGAAAGGGCACAUGUUGGAAAAGUACUACGUCCUCGGUUCCCUCAUGCUAUGCGCCAUCUGCACCGUGACCCCACUCGCUGCAGGCCGAUUCGGGUGAGUUCUGUUGCCGAUUGAGUCUGAACGUAACAAACGCUGCUGCCUUCAGGUGGUACGAAUAGAACGCCACUUGCUGGUUUCGCUCAUCGGGCGAGUCGGUGCUCCAUUGGCUGAUUGGCACCCAAUCAUUCUGGGUUCUCUUGAUGUCUGCGGGCGAGAUCGCUGUGUUCUGUGUAAUUCUGAGUUAUCUGAUCUCUUAUGAGCUCAUCACGAGGCGGGUGCGCGUGAGAUUAGCCGACGAUGACAUGUCCGUGGCUGAGUCUGUUCGCCCCAAAUCGCCUAUCUUGAUGUAUCGCCAGUUGAUUUUCCGGAUCGCGCUGUACCCGCUAGCCUCUUGGCUGAUGAAAUUUUCGACGGUCAUAAUGGAUCUCGUCAUUGUUGGACAGGGCGCCAACCAAGUUUGUGCUUCUCUUUCCAAUGACUGGAGCGAUGAAUGACUCGCUGUUCAGAGUUGGCGACUCAGUAUGGCCGACCUGGUGGUGUAUGCUGGUCGGAUAUUCAUCUACGCAGCUCUUGCUGCGACCGACCCGCUAUGCCUGGCACGAGUCGCGCCGUCCCUGAUUCGAGCUGACCUCUCUCCUCAGUCGUUCAUCCGCGCGACUCUGGCACUGCGCCGCCCGAACGAGACGUGGUCCGUCCAACAAGGUGUCGCGUUUGAGAUGGCCAAUCCUGUGGGGGUGUCGCUCUCUUGUGUGCCUGAUUUGGAGCACGAGCUCCAAAGUAUGACAUUUGCGGACAACCCCUUGUUUGGCCAAGACAAGUCAACAUCGGACUCUACACAGUCCGAUUUGAGGAAACUGUCAUGUCAAUUUUAGUCGCUAUGUCUCGUUUUGGAUUCGUAAUGUACCUUCUGCAUCUCGGUUAUGGGAGCGAGAGUUGUGUAUGUUCGUGUAAGGAUGUGUGUGCUAGAUUGAGAGAUAAGAUGAGGUAGAGUAGAUUGACUUGGUGAUGGCACUAGCUGCUGACAAAAUGUCAGCCGACCCUGCAUUCUGCUGUGCAGUGCUCAGUCAAAAGUGUGAGAAGCCGAUGCCAACUCGAACGAUGAUCAGUACUGGGCUCCGCACAUGGUGUUACGAUUGACGAAUUCGCUGUGAGAUCUAGUCACCUGACUUGACUGUUGGCAGGGCUGCUGGCCAAAAAAUGGUUCCGACUUGACUCCCAUGUGACAGACCCUAUGCCCCUUGGCUUACCCUGGACUAGGUCUCAGUUUGUAUCACAGCUACAGCUGAUGUGGGACUGCCGUCUCGAACGAUGACUCAGCAUAGAGCAUCGGCCAACGUAGUGCCCCACCUGUGCUGAGCUGCACCUCAGCACGGCGCUGCAGCAACUGUCCCUAACAGGGAAAGGCCUCGGAGAUCCGUGUGUGUGUAGAAUGCAGCUAUAGGCCACACAUUCUGUCUCGCAUUCUGCUUCUACCCGACAACUCAACAUGCCCUCGUUCGGAACCGUCGACUACUUGGUCCUCGGAUUGACGAUCCCCGGCACGGUCUUCGCCUUUCUCGUGCUCUGUGCGUUUGCAUAUGUGGCGUGGAACCCGAUAUCGAGGGUGCACAUGAACCGAGUCAGUCUGCGACUGCUCGUGUAUGCGCUUGUAGCCACCUGUAUAUUCGGGGCAGCCUACUGCAUGGGGACGGAAUUUGGCCGUCACCCGAGUCCGCAGUGCGAUUUUUCGGUAUUCUUGAUGAACAUUAGCUUGCUGUUCUCGUGCAACAUGUUCUUUUGCAUGGCGCUCAAUCUCCAAUUGGUUCUCGUGCAUCACGUACAGUGGAAGAACCUAGAAUUGUGCUACAUGAUCGGCUCGUUUUUGCUGUGCGCGGCGUGCACUAUCCCGCCUUAUGCCGCUGAACAAUUCGGUUGGUCAGAAGCGAUGCAGUCGUGCUGGUAUCGGACCUCGUCCGAUGCGACUAUGCUCCGCUGGGUCAUCGGCACCCAAUCCUUCUGGACGCUCUUCAUGGUGACGGGCGAACUGAUCGUGUUCUUCGUGAUCAUGGGCUAUCUGAUAUCCUACGCGCUGACCAUCCGCCGCUACCGGCGCAAACCCACCGGGGCGAACUCCCUUGACGGCAUCAUUCCCGAGCCCAAGUCGCCCAUCGUGAAGUACCGCAACCUCAUCAUCCGAAUAGGCAGGUUCUGUCACCGCGCGGCACCGAGCCCUCGACUAACGCAUGCGCGCAGGACUGUACCCACUCGCGUCGUGCCUGAUGAACCUGUCCACGGUCGCGUUGGACCUCAUCGUUGCAAAGAGCACUGCAGGCGAACAUCCAGCACAGCUGCUGGAGAUGGUCGACCUCGUGCUCUACGCCUGUCGGCCCUUGAUCUACAGCUUGAUCGCAGCGACGGACCCGUCGUUCCUUCGCGCCGUCUCGGCGCUGCGGCGGGCAGGAAGGGAAUCGUCUGUCGAGCAAGCGCAGAACAUCACCUUCCAAGCGCACAGCCCGCCAGGCGCGUCUAUCUCAUCGUCGUCCUCGACGAUGCCCGAGCUCAGCACGCAGGACGACCUGCGCUCGAAGGAGAUCUUAGAGAUCUCGUUGCCGGGCACGAGACAGAGCAGCAGUGCUGCUACAGACGACGAGGACAAGGAUAUCCCUGCACAUUUAUGACGGCGGACUCUGUGUGCGUAUGGGAUUAUGUUACUAGCAGUAUAAGUUCAGUGCGACUUGUGGUACGCCUAUAAGAUUAUGUAUAAGAUAUGACCUGUACUAUUAUCGGAUCCUUCUACCCUCCAACUGUGCUAAAGCAGAGAGGGGAAGGGUAGAAACCAUUUAUCGGAUCUGGAUCGCCUCCUCCCCGGCUUUCACUGCACUAGAGCAAAGCAGCGCUUCCGGAGCUUACCGGCAUCGAUAUGUACAGUACAUGAUCAGAGAGCGAUACAUGGAGAGCAA